This is a messenger RNA of Oncorhynchus masou masou (cherry salmon), 7943 nucleotides long. Its product is annotated as NACHT, LRR and PYD domains-containing protein 3-like. Gene Ontology annotation, biological process: intracellular signal transduction. The coding region runs from base 128 to 3889 and encodes 1253 amino acids. The record is from RefSeq and is a predicted model, not a curated record. The transcript is spliced from 13 exons. NCBI's taxonomy places the organism in Eukaryota, Metazoa, Chordata, Actinopteri, Salmoniformes, Salmonidae. Gene Ontology annotation, molecular function: protein binding.
GUAAAGAGAGAGGGAGAGAGAACAGGCAGAACCUGAUAUGUAAAUGAGCAGAGCAAAUGAAAGUAACUUUUGACGACCUGAUGAUCAUUCAGACUCUGUUUCUAUUGAGAGAUAAAAGUGCUCUAAAAUGAGUCUCUCUAGGGAGAGAGAGGAUGGGAGCCCUGACUCUAAAAUGAGUCACUCUGGGGAACAUGUCAUCAAAACUAAGAGCCAAAUCAAGCAGGAGAGACCAGCCUCCCCUGUUCCCAGCUGUGUGUCCAUGAAGAGUGACCGGUCUAUUAGUCAACCUCUAAACUUUAGAAAGGGAGACUUUUCUACUGAACAAAGAAACCGACAGGAGAGAUCAGAGUCAGAGAUUCUCAGUGGUCAGUCUUCCCAGAGUCAUCAAACAGACCUGGCCUCCAUAUUCAGUUUGCUUGAAGAGAAAAUUAUGACAUUUGUGAAGAACGAGCUGAAGAUAUUCAAGAGGAUUCUUAGUCCAGAACUCCCAGAAGGCUUUGAGAGUCAAAAGCAGAAUAAGGAAGUGGUGGAUGCUGAAGAUGAGAAGCAGGAGAGCAGUGCCAGAGAGGGGGCUCUGAAGAUCACACUGCACAUCCUGAGGAAAAUGAACCAGAAGGAGCUUGCUGACACACUGGAGAAAAGUAUUAAAACAGAUGAGCUUGCUGUGAUUUGCCAACGUGAACUCAAAUCUAAUCUAAAGAAGAAGUUUCAAUGUGUAUUUGAGGGGAUCGCUCAACCAGGAAACCCAACACUUCUCAAUAAGAUCUACACAGAGCUCUACAUCACAGAGGGUGGAACAGGAGAGGUCAAUAAUGAACAUGAGCUGAGACAGAUUGAGACAACAACCAGGAAACAAGCAACAGCAGAGACUCCAAUCAAAUGUAACGACAUCUUCAAACCCUUAACUGGACAAGACAAACUUAUCAGAACUGUGCUGACAAAGGGAGUCGCUGGCAUUGGAAAAACAGUCUCUGUGCAGAAGUUCAUUCUGGACUGGGCUGAAGGAAAAGCUAAUCAGGAUGUCCAAUUUGUAUUUUCAUUCCCUUUUCGGGAGCUGAAUUUGAUGAAAGAGGACAAACACACUUUGACUGAACUUCUUAAUCACUUCUCAAUGGAAACCAAAGAAUCAAGAAUCUCCAACUAUAACAAUUACAAAGUUCUGUUCAUCUUUGAUGGUCUGGAUGAGUGCCGACUGCCCCUAGAUUUCCAGAAGAACAAGAUCUGCUGUGACGUCACAGAGUCAACCUCAGUGGAUGUUCUGCUGACAAAUCUCAUCAAGGGAAAUCUGCUUCCCUCUGCUCUCGUCUGGAUAACUACCCGACCAGCAGCAGCCAAUAAGAUCCCAUCAUGGUGUGUUGACCAGGUAACAGAGGUACGAGGGUUCAAUGACCCACAGAAGGAGGAGUACUUCAGGAAGAGAUUCAGUGAUGAGGACCUGGCCAGCAGAAUCAUCUCACACAUAAAGACAUCAAGGAGCCUCCACAUCAUGUGCCACAUUCCAGUCUUCUGUUGGAUUUCUGCAACAGUCCUUGAACACAUGCUGAAACAUAAGAGAGAAGAGAUGCCCAAGACUCUGACUGAGAUGUACACACACCUUGUGGUGUUUCAUACCACACAGAAGAAUGAAAAGUAUCUUGGGAAAGAAGAGACAGGUCCACACUGGAAUAAAGAGAGCAUUCUGUCACUGGGAAAACUGGCUUUUCAACAGCUUGUGAAUGGCAAUCUGAUUUUCUAUGAAGAAGACCUGAAGGAGGCUGGAAUUGAUGUCAAUGAAGCCUCAGUGUACUCAGGAUUGUGCACACAGCUCUUUAAAGAGGAAUGUGUGCUGUACCAGGACAAGGUGUUCAUCUUUGUUCAUCUGAGCAUUCAGGAGUUUCUGGCUGCUGUAUAUGUGUUCCUCUCAUUCAACAACAACAAUGAAAAUGUAAUGGACAAACUGAAAACAACGUCCAGGAACCUUUCUGUGAGGAUCAAACAAAGGCGUAAAGUUGCUUUCUACAGGAGUGCUGUGGAUAAAGCCUUACAAAGUGAGACGGGAAACCUGGACCUUUUCCUCCGCUUCCUCCUGGGCCUCUCACUGGAGUCCAAUCAGAAGCACUUACGAGGUCUACUGACAAAGACAAGAAGCAGCUCACAGAGCCAUGAAGAAACAGUCAAGUACAUCAAGGAGAAGAUCAGGGAGAAUCCCUCUCCAGAGAGGAGCAUCAAUCUGUUCCACUGUCUGAAUGAACUGAAUGACCAUUCUCUAGUGGAGGAGAUCCAAAGCUACCUGAGAUCAGAAAGUCUCUCUGAAGACAACCUGUCACCUGCACAGUGGUCAGCUCUGGUCUUUGUGUUGCUGACUUCAGAAAAGGAGCUGGAUGUGUUUGACCUGAAGAAAUACUCCAGAUCAGAGGAAGGUCUUCUGAGGCUGCUGCCAGUGGUCAAAGCCUCCAGAGCUGUUCUGCUGUCAGGCUGUGGAGUCACAGAGGAAGGCUGUGCUUCUCUGGUCUCAGCUCUGGAGUCAAACCCCUCACACCUGAGAGAGCUGGAUCUGAGUAACAAUGACCUGAAGGAUUCAGGAGUGGAGCUGCUCUUUGCUGUAAUGGAGAAUCCCCACUGUAAACUGGAGACUCUGAGGCUGUCAGGCUGUCUAGUCACAGAGGAAGGCUGUGCUUCUCUGGUCUCAGCUCUGAGGUCAAACCCCUCACACCUGAGAGAGCUGGACCUGAGCUACAAUCACCCAGGAGACUCAGGAGUCAGACUGCUCUCUGCUAGACUGGAGGAUCCACACUGUAAACUGGUGACUCUGAGGCUGUCAGGCUGUGGAGUCACAGAGGAAGGCUGUGCUUCUCUGGUCUCAGCUCUGAGGUCAAACCCCUCACACCUGAGAGAGCUGGACCUGAGCUACAAUGACCUGAAGGAUUCAGGAGUGAAGCUGCUCUCUGCUGGACUGGGGAAUCCCCACUGUAAACUGGAGACUCUGAGAUUCACUGGCUGUAAACUCACAGACACAUCCUGUAAAGUGUUGGCCUCAGUUCUCAGUUCAAACCCCUCACAUAUGAGAGAGCUGGACCUGAGUAACAAUGACCUGAAGGAUUCAGGAGUGAAGCUGCUCUCUGCUGGACUGGGGAAUCCCCACUGUAAACUGGAGACUCUGAGGCUGUCAGGCUGUCUAGUCACAGAGGAAGGCUGUGCUUCUCUGGUCUCAGCUCGGAGGUCAAACCCCUCACACCUGAGAGAGAUGGACCUGAGCUACAAUCACCCAGGAGACUCAGGAGUCAGACUGCUCUCUGCUGGACUGGAGGAUCCACACUGCAGACUGGAGAAACUCAAUGUGGAACAUGGUGGAGAGAACAGAAUGAAACCUGGGCCUAGAAAAUAUGUAUGUGAUCUCACACUGGACCUAAACACAGUAAACAGACACCUCUCUCUGUCUGAGGAGAACAGAAAGGUGACAUGGAGGAGAGAGGAGCAGCCGUAUCCUGAACACCCAGAGAGAUUUGAGGUCUGGGGACAGGUGCUGUGUAGAGAGGGUCUGACUGGGCGCUGUUACUGGGAGGUUGAGUGGAGUGGGAGAGAGGCUGAUAUAGGAGUGGCAUAUAAAGGAAUCAACAGGAGAGGAAGGGGUGCUGACUGUUGGCUUGGAUGGAAUGACAAGUCCUGGAGUCUGUUCUGCUCUGACAACAGUUACAUUGCCUGUCACAAUAGUAAUCCCACUACCAUUUGGGACCCCUCCACCAGCUCCCACAGAGUAGGAGUGUAUCUGGACUGGCCAGCCGGAAUUCUGUCCUUCUAUAGAGCCUCCUCUGACACACUGACCCACCUGAACACAUUCACCUCCACAUUCACUGAGCCCCUCUAUCCAGGGUUUAGGGUUUAUUACGAUGACUCUGCAGUGUCCCUGUAACUAAUAACCUGACACACACACACACACACACACACACACACACACACAGGACACACACACACAGGACACACACACACAGGACACACACACACAGGACACACACACACACACACAGGACACACACACACACAGGACACACACACACACACGGGACACACACACACACACACACACAGGACACACACACACACACACACACACAGGACACUGGACACUCACACUGGACACUGGACACUCACACACUCACACACACACACACACUCACACACACACACUGGACACACAUACUGAUACACACUCACUGAACACACACAUGGGGUGGAGGGGAGCCUAGUGGUUAGAGCGUUGGACUAGUAACUGAAAGGUUCCAAGUUCCAAUCCCCGAGCUGACAAGAUACAAAUCUGUCGUUCUGCCCCUGAACAGACAAUUAACCCACUGUUCCUAGGCCGUCAUUGAAAAUAAGAAUUUGUACUUCACCUCUUACAUCUAUGGGGGCGCUAUUUCAUUUUUGGAUAAAAAACGUUCCCGUUUUAAACAAGAUAUUUUGUCACAAAAAGAUGCUCGACUAUGCAUAUAAUUGCUACCGUUCGAAAGAAAACACUCUGACGUGUCCAGAAAUACAAAGAUCUUCUCUGUGCGUGCCCUACAACGUGAGCUUCAGGCAAAACCAAGAUGAGAUGGCAUCCAGGAAAUGACAAGGAUUUUUGAGGCUCUGUAUUCCAUGGUCUCCUUAUAUGGCUGUGAACGCGAGAGGAGUAAGUCUGCCCUUUCUGUCGUUUCCCCAAGGUGUCUGCAGCAUUGUGACGUAUUUGUAGGCAGAUCAUUGGAAGAUUGACCAUAACAGACCACAUUUACCACGUGUCCGCCCGGUGUCCUGCGCCGAAAUUGGUGCGCAAAAGUCACCUGCCAGUAUUUUUCCAAACGAUACAGAGAGUAAAGCAAGCUUCCACGAACUGCAUGUCAAUGAAGAGAUAUGUGAAAAAACACCUUGAGGACUGAUUCCAAACAACGUUUGCCAUGUUUCGGUCGAUAUUAUGUAGUUAAUCCGGAAAAAGUUUUACGUUGUAGGUGACUGCAUUUUCGGUUCGUUUCGGUAGCCAGACGCAAUGUAGAAAAUGGAACGAUUUCUCCUACACACAGACGCUUUCAGGAAACACUGCGCAUUUGGUAUGUGACUGAGAGUCUCCUCAUUGAAAACAUCAGAAGCUCUUCAAAGGUAAAUGAUUUUAUUUAUUUGGUUAUCUGGUUUUUGUGAAAAUGUUGCGUGCUACAUGCUACACAAAAUGCUAUGCUAGCUUUGCAUACUCUUACACAAAUUAGUCAAUUUCUAUGGUUCAAAAGCAUAUUUUGAAAAUCUGAGAUGACAGUGUUGUUAAGAAAAGGCUAAGCUUGAGAGCAGAAGCAUUAUUUUCAUUUUAUUUGCGAUUUUCAGAAAUCGUUAACGUUGCGUUAUGCUAAUGAGCCUGAGGCUUUAGUCACAAACCCGGAUCCGGGUUGGGGAGUUUCAAGAAGUUAACUGACUUGCCUUGUUAAAUAAAGGUAAAAUAAAAAAUACACACUCUAUCUGCCUCUUAAAUCAGUUUCUGUACCACAGGUUCUAGAACAGCUUCUAUCCCAGUUCUAUCUGCCUGUUAAAUCAGUUUCUGGACCACAGGUUCUGGAACAGCUUCUAUCCCAGUUCUAUCUGCCUGUUAAAUCAGUUUCUGGAUCACAGGUUCUAGAACAGCUUCUAUCCCAGUUCUAUCUGCCUGUUAAAUCAGUUUCUGGAUCACAGGUUCUAGAACAGCUUCUAUCCCAGUUCUAUCUGCCUGUUAAAUCAGUUUCUGGAUCACAGGUUCUAGAACAGCUUCUAUCCCAGUUCUAUCUGCCUGUUAAAUCAGUUUCUGGAUCACAGGUUCUAGAACAGCUUCUAUCCCAGUUCUAUCUGCCUGUUAAAUCAGUUUCUGGACCACAGGUUCUGGAACAGCUUCUAUCCCAGUUCUAUCUGCCUGUUAAAUCAGUUUCUGGAUCACAGGUUCGAGAACAGCUUCUAUCCCAGUUCUAUCUGCCUGUUAAAUCAGUUUCUGGAUCACAGGUUCUAGAACAGCUUCUAUCCCAGUUCUAUCUGCCUGUUAAAUCAGUUUCUGGAUCACAGGUUCGAGAACAGCUUCUAUCGAAGUUCUAUCUGCCUGUUAAAUCAGUUUCUGGAUCACAGGUUCUAGAACAGCUUCUAUCCCAGUUCUAUCUGCCUGUUAAAUCAGUUUCUGGAUCACAGGUUCAGACUUGGUUCAGACUAUUAGAACAUGACUGAACCUUUUGGUUCCUUUUCUGAUCUUUUACCACUUUUUCAUGAUAUAUUUUACUGUUUGUGUUUGUACCACAGGAGGUUGGUGGGACCUUAAUUGGGGAGGACAGGCUUGUAAUGGGGAGGACAGGCUUGUGAUGGGGAGGACAGGCUUGUAAUGAGGAGGACAGGCUUGUAAUGGGGAGGACAGGCUUGUGAUGGGGAGGACAGGCUUGUGAUGGCUGGAGGGGAAUAAGUGGAAUGGUAUCAAACACGUGGUUUCCAUGUGUUCCAUUUCAUUCACUCUGUUCCAGACAUUAUUAUGAGCCGUCCUCCCCUCACCAGCCUCCUCUGGUAUGUACUGUCCUAUAUGUGAGAGAGAUCCAACAAGGAAUUACAAUGUAUCUAUUACUUUAAAUACCUGCAAAUGGCAAAUAAACUUAUUGAACUCCUUAUGAAUGUCUGCAGCCGACUAGACUGUUGGCGUCUGACAAGAGGUGAAAAUAUUACAGGAAUAUUCUGCAAAUGUUGAUGAAGAUGUCACUCAAUCCCCCCAAAACAACAUGCAGUCUUUCCACAAGACUCCCAUGAAGUUAUAGUGUGACGUUAUGAGUUGACGUUAAAGUAACAUUCUCAGAACAUACUAUACUUGUUUUAUGCUGUUUUAGAUGGAUCCUCUGUUUAUCAUCUUGUUUUAUACUGUUUUAGAUGGAUCCUCUGUUUAUCAUCUUGUUUUAUACUGUUUUAGAUGGAUCCUCUGUUUAUCAUCUUGUUUUAUACUGUUUUAGAUGUAUCCUCUGUUUAAACAUUUAAACUCUUAAAUUUAAACAAUUAAACAAUUAAACUCUUAAAUGUAAACAAUUUAAAUAAUAACACCGUUAAAAUACCAAUGUGAUCAUUUGUUGUACGUCUUUUAUGUUGAAUAACAAAUAGUACAGUUAUAUAUGGACAUACGCUCCACAUACACUGCUGAUGUCGCAGAAAGGCCAUAAAGAUCAUCAAGGACAUCAACCACCUGAUCCACUGCCUGUUCACCCCGCUAUCAUCCAGAAGGAGAGGUCAGUACAGGUGCAUCAUCACCACCGAGACACUGCCUGUUCACCCCACUAUCAUCCAGAAGGAGAGGUCAGUACAGGUGCAUCAUCACCACCUGAUCCACUGCCUGUUCACCCCACUAUCAUCCAGAAAGAGAGGUCAGUACAGGUGCAUCAUCACCACCCGAUCCACUGCCUGUUCACCCCACUAUCAUCCAGAAGGAGAGGUCAGUACAGGUGCAUCAAAGCAGGGACCGAGAGACUGAAAAACAGCUUCUAUCUCAAGGCAAUCAGACUGUUUAUCAGCCACCACUAACAUUGAGUGGCUGCUGCCAACAUACUGACUCAACUCCAGCCACUUUAAUAAUGGGAAUUGAUGGAAAAUUAUGGAAAAAAAUGCAUCACUAGCCACUUUACAAUGCCAAUUAAUAUAAUGUUUACAUACCCUACAUUACUCAUCUCAUAUGUAUAUACUGUAAUCUAUACCAUCUACUGCAUCUUGCCUAUGCCGCUCUGUACCAUCACUCAUUCAUGUAUGUUUAUGUACAUAUUCUUUAUCCCUUUACACUUGUGUAUAUAAGGAUUGUUGGGACUAGAAGCACAAGCAUUUCACUAAACUCGCAUUAACAUCUGCUAACCAUGUGUAUGUGACAAAUAAAAUGUGAUUUUAGUUCAUUUAGUUGUACAAGUAUACAAAAAGAUAUUGUAUUUUUCAUAAUAAAACAUAAUUGAAACAAGAAAAGGCAUGUUAAUUGU